Gasterosteus aculeatus aculeatus (three-spined stickleback) is the source of this 696-nucleotide messenger RNA. The record is from RefSeq and is a predicted model, not a curated record. NCBI's taxonomy places the organism in Eukaryota, Metazoa, Chordata, Actinopteri, Perciformes, Gasterosteidae.
GACAGACCAGAGUCCAUCAGAACUCAGCGUGUCUCUUUUAACACUUUGUGGGAACAGACGUAAAAAUCCCAGCGUUUUCAAAGAGCUCAUCGUAGUGGCUCAAAUUAGCACUUAAGCUAACGUAAUGCUACAUGCUAAUCAGAUGGAAUCAGAUAUUGUUUAAAUGAGUGAACCAAACUCAUAACAGCGUAUUCAACAUUUAGGGGAAACCUCCCUGGACUCAUCAGAGUGUGUGUGUGUGUGUGUGUGUGUGUGUGUGUGUGUGUGUGUGUGUGUGUGUGUGUGUGUGAGAGACAGACAGGCAGUCGGUGUCAUGGCGGUCGGCAUCAUGUCGACAUCUCUUCCGUCUCUAUAUCUCCUCGCCUGCUUCCUUCAGGUUCUCAUCCAGGGACAAGUGUUCCGCGCCCCUCAGGACCACCAGGUGUUCCUGAGGUCCAGGAGAGCCAACAUGUACCUGGUGGAGGAGAUCCUCCAGGGGAACCUGGAGCGCGAGUGUCACGAGGAGCGUUGCAGCUUUGAGGAGGCGCGCGAGUACUUUGAGAACACGGAGAAGACGAUCGCCUUCUGGACCGUUUACUACGGUGAGCUUCAGUUAACAGAAGCGAAUUACACCUUUCAGGAAAUGCCUUUUAUACACAUAUAAAUGUGCACUCGCUUUCUGGCAUUUCCUGUCCGUAUUGAUCUGAUCGGCUUUGG